Messenger RNA from Serpula lacrymans var. lacrymans S7.9, 827 nucleotides. RefSeq lists its product as uncharacterized. The coding region runs from base 82 to 363 and encodes 93 amino acids. The record is from RefSeq and is a predicted model, not a curated record. The transcript is spliced from 4 exons. NCBI's taxonomy places the organism in Eukaryota, Fungi, Basidiomycota, Agaricomycetes, Boletales, Serpulaceae.
GACUUCGCUUUCUCUCGUCGUACUUUGUAGUGUGUUUUGCACUCACUUAUUCUGGCUCAAUACUCAGUUUCAGCACACGAAAUGUACCAAGGCCGCCGUAAUGUUAAGACUCCCAUGUACCUCCUGAACAGGUUUUAUGGGUUUUCGUUCAUGUUCGGCUGCCACCUGGCGUGUCUCCAAAGCGUCUCCAAGUUUAGAACUGGGUGUGUCGAAAUAUCACAUUCAAUCGCAUCCAGACCUCCAUUUAAUAUACCCCUCUGGUAUGUUCGACCCAGACAAGGCCCAAGGGUCGGUUUUCAACAGUCACGAGUCCAGGACCAAGUAUCGGAACAACAGAGGAUGACAGACACGCCAAAAAAAUAAAGACUCCUUGCCGUUUUCUUGGCUCUAGACAGCUCUCACGCUAGGCCUAGGGAAGGUCAAUUCUAUGUCCAACGCUGUAGGGGAUCUGUAUCAAACACUGGACGAUAUGAUAGCGAAUUGUCAUCCCGAUGACAUCAUAAAGUAGGUUUUCUUGUUUGGAUUUCAAGGGUCCCCUUCAAGCUGUCGUUCAAAUAUAUUGAUAUACUCUCGGUAUUUUUCUAUCGUAAACGCAAUAGACAACGCGACUAAGACUGACAAGUUGAUGCUAUCCCGCAGUAUAUGAAAGUCACGUCAUUCGAUCCUCCAGGCAUCCAAGCGGGCUAUCUACUUGAACCUAAAUUUGAAAUUAAGCUUGUGACAAUAUACUAUGGUGCUACGCAAUUUACGGCCUCUCACAUAUAUGUCAUAGUCUAAGUGGACUGUACUAAUUAUUCCAUUCAGUAUGUAUGUACUCAAUUGAUAUG